AUGCCUGCGGUGGAAAAAGAGUACGAUACCCAUUUGGAGCGCAGAGGCAAAUCCCCCGCCGCCAUGGGGGAAGACAAUGUUUCGAUCACCAUGAGGUUUGUCAAGGUACGCGGAAGACGCUCUUCUCCGGCUGAUCCAGUAAUUUAUGAAGACGGGGGCGACAUAGUAGCUGAUGAGUCGAUUUGGGUAGAUUUCUGUACCAUCAAGCAGAAACGAUACGAGUCUUAUUAUAAACAGCAGAUCGCGGCGUAUCUUUCGACCAUGGGUGUCCCGGAAUUUUACCAUCCACGUGUUUUCGAAAUUCUGUUCGAAGAGUUAGAGGCGGCCGUGUCCCCUGAGCCUCCUAUUGCGAUGGCCAUAUUCGAAGUCGAUUUGCGGAUAGAUACUCGUACGGCUCGAUCAGCAAUCGAGGGCUUGGAAAAUGUGAGACUUGAUAGAGCUGUUAUGGAACGCACGCCGUCGUGCGCAAUUUGUUGGGUGGAUUUUGUAGAACAAGAUGUUGAUCAACUGAUGCUUACUCGGAUGCCCUGCUCCCACUAUUUCCACGGGGAUUGUAUUCGUCCGUGGCUGCACAUCAAUCGUCUAUGUCCCAUGUGCCGAUACCCCAUGCCGUUAGAGGAGGAGGAGCCGUCAAAUCAAUCCCCCUAA
Rosa rugosa (rugosa rose) is the source of this 648-nucleotide messenger RNA. RefSeq names its product E3 ubiquitin-protein ligase RDUF1-like. The record is from RefSeq and is a predicted model, not a curated record. The transcript has a single exon. Gene Ontology annotation, cellular component: cytoplasm. Lineage: Eukaryota; Viridiplantae; Streptophyta; Magnoliopsida; Rosales; Rosaceae. Bases 1 to 648 code for a protein of 215 amino acids. Gene Ontology annotation, molecular function: ubiquitin protein ligase activity. Gene Ontology annotation, biological process: protein ubiquitination.